This is a messenger RNA of Cladophialophora psammophila CBS 110553, 675 nucleotides long. Its product is annotated as NADH-ubiquinone oxidoreductase 19.3 kDa subunit, mitochondrial. Gene Ontology annotation, biological process: electron transport coupled proton transport; mitochondrial respiratory chain complex I assembly; aerobic respiration. The coding region runs from base 1 to 675 and encodes 224 amino acids. Gene Ontology annotation, molecular function: quinone binding; 4 iron, 4 sulfur cluster binding; NADH dehydrogenase (ubiquinone) activity. NCBI's taxonomy places the organism in Eukaryota, Fungi, Ascomycota, Eurotiomycetes, Chaetothyriales, Herpotrichiellaceae. The transcript is spliced from 2 exons. The record is from RefSeq and is a predicted model, not a curated record.
AUGAAUCGACACACAGCGUCAACCAUCCUCCCAUACUCACUCAUCCGCGCCACCCCCGCCGCCUCGAUCUCCUCGACCUCUUCGAAACCCGCCACCUCGGUCGUUUCGCAGGCCCCCUCCUCCGCCGGCGGAGAUGCCUCACGACUUCCCGUCACGGGCGGUGUUCGUCGCGAAGUGCCCCUCCCGUCGCAGGACCAGAAAAAGGGAGCUAUGCAAUUCGCCCUGACCACACUAGAUCAGAUCGCAAACUGGGCUCGCCAAGGUUCACUGUGGCCUCUGACCUUUGGUCUGGCGUGUUGCGCCGUGGAGAUGAUGCAUCUCUCCACACCUCGAUACGACCAGGAUCGUCUGGGAAUCAUCUUUCGCGCGUCGCCCAGACAGAGCGAUGUGAUGAUCGUGGCAGGCACACUCACCAAUAAGAUGGCCCCCGCGCUGAGACAGGUGUACGAUCAGAUGCCCGAGCCGAGAUGGGUGAUCUCGAUGGGAUCUUGUGCGAACGGUGGAGGUUAUUAUCACUACAGCUACAGCGUGACGAGGGGCUGCGAUCGGAUUGUCCCCGUGGAUAUUUACGUGCCUGGCUGCCCGCCCACGAGUGAGGCGUUGAUGUACGGCAUCUUUCAAUUGCAGAAAAAGAUGAGACAUACCCAGAUUACAAGGCUGUGGUACAGGAAGUAA